AUGGCGAUGGAGCGGGCGAAGGACCGCAUGCAGGAUGUGAUGGGCGUGGCCAAGGACAAGGCCCGCCUGAUGAAGAUCAAGGCCGCAGACAAGGAGUUCCCCGACAUCGACGUCGCUCUGACGAAGGCGACGUCCCACGACAAGGUCCCUCCGAAGGAGAAGCACGUCGUGACUCUCAAGCAGGCCGUGGGCUACGGCUGCAGCCCGGGACAGGACAGCAUCCUGGACUACGUGUGCCGGCAGAUCGGCAAACGAAUCCAGCGCGUCGGCGCGGACUUCAUCGUCCAGACGAAGCUCCUGACGGUCGUGCACCGGCUCUUCCGCGAGGCCGACGUCGGCCUGCAGACCUACAUGAUCAGCUGGAUGCAGCGCAUGGGGUGCACCGACCUCCUCGACAUGCACCGCUUCCGGGACGCGUCCUCGCAGGUCGCGCAGUCGCACUCGACCUUCAUCCGCCUCUACUCCGCGUACCUCCACGAACGCCUCGCGCUCUACUCUAAGAAACGCACGGACGUGUUCCGCGGCACCAUCUCGUUCUCCGCGGACGACCACCGCGGGCUGCUCGAGGACCUCCCGCGCGUGCAGCUGGUGCUGUCGCGGCUGGUCGACGUGCUGCCCACGGGCGCCGCGACGGGCUCCGACAUGGUCAUCUUCCCCCUCCGCAUGGUCGUCAAGGAGUCCUUCCACCUCUACAGGAUCAUGGCCGAGGGCGUCGUCGCGCUCUGCGACGCCUUCUUCAACAUGGCCCCGGACGACGCCGCCGAGGCCGUCUCCAUCUACCGCGAGGCGUCGAUCCUCAUCGAGCGCCUGCAAACCUUCUGGCGCGCCGUCCGCAACCUCGGCGCUGGUACCAGGGACCUCCAGUUCCCCGCCGUCCAGCCCCUCCCCGCGGGGUUCCUCGAACAGAUGGAGAGCUACCUCCGCGACGCCAUGGAGCAAAUCCACGGCGCGCCCUCGGGCGGCGCGGCGGCGCGGCCCGCGGGGCCGCGGAGGCCGAUCGCGCACUUCAACCCCAUCAUGUCGAAGGUGUACGGGCGUCCGGGGCCCGGGGGGCCCGCGCCGGCGGCGCUGCCCGCGCCGCAGCAGCCGCUGGGGCUCCCGGCGCCGCAGCAGGGGGCCGCCGUGCUGCCGGACCCGGUCCCGGAGCAGCAGUACUCGCCGCCGCCUCCUCGUGAGCAGGCGCCGCCGCCGCAGCCGCCGUCGGCGGCGGACCAGCUGUUGCUGGAGCUGGGGGACUUGGACGUGAGCGGCGGCGGGGCGGUGGCGGCUGCGCCGCCGCAGGCGCACGCGGCCGCGCAGGGCGGCGACGACGGAUCGUUCUGGGCGGCGAUGGACGGCGGCGCGGCGCCCGCGGCGCCCGCGGCUGCUGCGCGCCCCAGCCACGAGCCGCAGAACUCGUGGGGGGGGUCCGAGGCGCCGUCGUCGGUGCCGACGGCGCGGACGCCCGCGCCGUCGACGCGCUUCGACACGGACGCGCUCGGGGCGCCGGCGGGGGCGUCGCCGCAGCCGGAGCCGGGCGUGGCAGGGGGGAGCUUCUGGGACACCCCCGCCGCGAGCGCGAGCGCGGGCGUGUCCACGGCCCCGGCUGCGUACUACAGUCAGCCGCACUUCGCCGCGCCCGUGCAGUCCAUGCCCGCGCCGCAGCAGUUCCAGCAGCAGCAGUACGGCCAGCAGCAGACCCAACCCUACCAGCAACAACAGACGUACCACCAGCAGCCCCCUGCGUACCAGCAGCAGCAGCCUCCUGCAUACCAGCCGCCGCAGCCGCCUGCGUACCAGCCGCAGCAGCCACCUGCGUACCAGCCGCCGGAGCCCCCUGCGUACCAGCAGCAGCCGCCAGCUUACCAGCAGCCGGGAUACCAGCAGGCGGGGUACGGAGGCGGCGUGCAGGGCAAUGCUCCUGCCGCGCAGUACGUGAGCCCGUCCAACCCCUUCGCGGCCCAGCCGGGCCCCGCGCCCACGCCGUCUGCGGCGCCGAUGCUCUCCGGCCCCGUGGCCGCAACGGCGCGUGCGCCCCCGGGGACCUCCGCGCCGUCAGCGCAGCAGCAGGCGCGCGUACAGGCCGGGCUCGUCGACCCGCUCGACUUUGGCCUGACCAAGAAGAGCGGUCCGGCACAGCCCAAGGCAAUGUCGAUGCGGGCGCAGCAGGCGCGGCAGCAGUAG
This is a messenger RNA of Pedinophyceae sp. YPF-701, 2163 nucleotides long. Lineage: Eukaryota; Viridiplantae; Chlorophyta; Pedinophyceae. The record is from the annotation of a GenBank genome assembly.